This is a messenger RNA of Plasmodium vivax (malaria parasite P. vivax), 1419 nucleotides long. RefSeq lists its product as hypothetical. NCBI's taxonomy places the organism in Eukaryota, Apicomplexa, Aconoidasida, Haemosporida, Plasmodiidae. Gene Ontology annotation, biological process: C-terminal protein methylation. Gene Ontology annotation, cellular component: membrane; endoplasmic reticulum. The transcript has 3 exons. Gene Ontology annotation, molecular function: protein C-terminal S-isoprenylcysteine carboxyl O-methyltransferase activity. Bases 298 to 1419 code for a protein of 373 amino acids. The record is from RefSeq and is a predicted model, not a curated record.
CCCCCCUUUUGCCCCUCUAUAUGUUGCUAUUGGCACGGGUCUCUACCAGCGGCGCCCCCCAUACACCGUACGUACUAGUCUGAAAAAGUGAACCGUUGAGGCUAUGCCCGUUUGCGGUCCCCCUUUUGAGGAAAUACACAUCACGGGGGGACCUCACGGGUAAGCGAAUAAGCGGCUAAACGGAUAGGCGAAUACGCGGCUAAACGAAUAAGCAGCUAAACGGGUAGGCGAACACGCAGCUACGAAGCGAGAGAGGAAGCUGCUAGAGAGAAGACCCGCCGAUGAGCCGCACCCAAAAUGAACGUGGGCGUGUACUUCCUAACCGCGUUCCUCCUGUACACAUCCCUACUGAAUUACAAAACAUUGGUGCACCUGAUUAGCCCCUCUUCUGGUGCGCACCUACAGAAGGGGAACGGCGGUGUCUACCAAACCGUUGACCACUACCUGCACAUCUUCUUAGAGCAUGGGUUCGUCAGCAUCUACCUGUUAGUAUCAUUUCAGCCAAACAGAAAUGUAUAUGCGAAGAGGAGUCCCCACAACUACCUAUUCGCCAAAGGGCUGCUAAUCUUUUUUUUCUUUUUCCUAUUCCACUUUAUCCUUAAUAUAAAAAAUAAUUUCCCACUGAACAUCUUCUUCCUAAUCGUUACUACCUUCCACUUGUCCGAGUUUCUCCUCUCCUCCUUACACAACAGAAAUAAUUACAACUACUAUAACUUUCUAGUGAACCCCAACUGUGGCUACGUCUUCUUCUUCAUCCUCACGCUGAUUGAGUAUUACUCGAAGAUUUUCUUCUUCAUUUUGGGGCACUUUUGUGAGAAGUACUUCAGCAGGAGGCUCCUCCAGCACCUCCUCCUUGUGAAUUAUUUUUUCUUCAAGAAGUUUGCGCAGAACGGGCGGGCCGUAUGCACCUACCGCUAUGCAACCACAACGUGCAAAACGUACAUCCUAAACAAUUCGAUCUGCCAGAAAAUCAUCCACCAGUAUGAAGGCAUUUUUGACAAGUACGAAGCGAGGGGAAGCUACGAACGAGCAGACAGGUACCACCUCCUGUUGGUACUCCUAUCGAUGGUGGUUUGUCUGUGUGGGUUACUUUUGCGAGUAUUGGGUUUGCUUCACUGCAACAGGAACUUUUGCUUCUACGUGUUGAGCACCGAGCACUUGGCCGACAGGUGCAUCAGGAAGAAGCACCUGCUGGUCAAGUCCGGCGUUUACAAGUACAUGAGGCAUCCCUGCUACACGGGCUGGUUCUACUACGCAUUGUUCCUGCAACUGCUCCUCCUCAACGUCUUCUGUUUUGUGUUGUGUUUUUUCGUGUCGUGGGCGUACUUUUACCGCACCAUCAAAAUGGAGGAGACCUACUUGCUGGAGUGUUACGGCGAGGAGUACAGAAGUUACAAGCGGGAGACGCCCCACGUGUAG